Messenger RNA from Effrenium voratum, 2397 nucleotides. The record is from the annotation of a GenBank genome assembly. NCBI's taxonomy places the organism in Eukaryota, Dinophyceae, Suessiales, Symbiodiniaceae.
AUGGCAAACAAGUUUGGGGCCGUUCUGACCGCGAAGCAGGAGCGGCAAGCAGGCGUCAGCAAUGCAAGCAUCUGGUAUACCAGCGGGAAUAGUGGUAAAGAUCUCUGGAAGCUCAAGGCCAACAACCCCGAGCUUUUUGCCAAGAAGGCCAAGCAGGCUGGACUAGAUCCGGACAUCGUUCCACCUGGGUUUGAGGAGACGGAGAAGGCUGGGUGGUACUAUAACCGAGCUGACAAGAUUUUCUUCGUCACUUUGACAAAGAAGUUCUUGUGGUUUGACGAGGAGAGUGGAGAGCACAAGGAGCUCUACGAAGGUGAAGCUCUGCCUUUGACCUUCGGCGGUGGUGCGGCCUCGCUGGCUGAGGCGAACGGAGCCAAAGCGGGCCCCAAGACCGUGGUGAUUCCGGACUUGCAUCGGGUGGCUUCGGCCUUGAAAGUGGACCUUUCACACGUUGACAAGCCCGCGGCCAUGCUGGGCGUUUUCACCGGGGAGAUGGCCGCGCGGAGCUUUCAUGAGAAGCUGGUGAAGCGCUUGGGACUGAACCGGAGCCGGUGGCUGGAUCAUCAAUUGGCCUCGGCGAUGGAGAAGGUCCUGCAGGAGGUGUCAUCGGAGUCCAUUCAAGUGUCUGUCAUCGCGACCUUUGGCGGCAGGGCCUGCGGGGUUGCCACGCCAGAAGCAGCCUUUCGGCUGUCGCUGCGACCCACACAGGCCGGUGGAUUGCUGAAGCCGACUGCAACUGCUGUACCGACUGCUUCAUCUCGCUCCAGAUGUCUGGUUUUGAAAGCUGGUGAUGAGCUGUUUGCUGCUGCCACCGUAGGGGGUUCGGCAAGACAGAACCUGGAAGAAGACUUUGAGAAAGUCCUGGCCCCGCAAUUGAUGAAGGGCUGGGCACGCGCAGGUGCCAUUGCCCUUCUCAAGUCUGCCAGAAAGCGCAGCGCAGCUGAGCCCUUGGCCGUGGCAUGUGCUCGCCUGCUGCCGGAUUUGAGUGAUGCCCUCGACCUGCCCCCGGCGAAGCGCCCGAAGGUGGACUUGACGAGUCCCAUCUUCACCGUCGGCACUUCUGGCACUUCUGGUGGUGGUGGCAAAGCUGACCAGGUUCGGCUGCGGCAGAUCUUGCUGCGGACUGCUGGAACUGGCCCACCAGUGAUGGAUCCCAUCCGCCGUCGACAGGUGAAGCGAACUCAGGAGGAGGCUGAGUCGGAGAUGUUCGACAUUCUUCAAAGCCUGGAAGCAGAUGGCUUCAAGAACUUUCAGAAGGUGUGCCGGAACGUGUCCGAAUGCCCAUCGGCAUUGAAGGGAGGCGACCUGGUGGGUGAUAUGGGCUGGCUGGAUCGUGUGAAGGGAGUGGGCAUCCAGCAGGACAAAGCCAAGCAAGGCGUGCGACCUCAGGUUCCUGCAGCUGUGCAGAAAGCGGCAUUCCAGCUUGCAGUGGGCGAGGUUCACGACUUAGUGACCACCGAUGCUGUAGCGCUGACGGAGCUCGACUUGAGCCUGCCGGCUGAGGCCGCAGGCUUGGUGCAGCCGCCUGCCGCCAGACGGCCAUGGGAGCUUGCCGCAUUGGCUCCCGAGCCGACCGAAGAGCUGCUGCUGUGCGAAGACGACUCCGAGGUCCCUGCGAUUGAGUCACAGGCGGCCAAGGAUGAGAGUGAGUCCGUACAAAACGAAGAUGCACCCCUUUGCAACGAAGGCUCGACUCCUGGCCCUCUUCCCGCCCCUUGCAAAGAACGAGGAGCGGGCAAGGCCAAAGCAAAGUCGGUCAGAGCCAAAGCGAAAGGCAAAGCAAAGCCCAAAGCCUCGCGCAAAGAGGAGGCAAUGGUCGCUGUUCCCUCCAUGCGGCCAGAUGCCAUCCCAACGGCAGCGGCUCGGCUGGGAUCGCAGAACGAUGCGCGGCUCUUGCGAUCCCGGGAGGCGAUCUUCCCGGAUGCACUCAUCCCGAGGCGCGGAGACUCCACCGAUGUCCUCUAUGGCAUUGAGGAUGAGAUGUGGGACGGGGAGGUGAAGCUGCAGGUCUACCACCUCGCAAAAGCCGUUAAGGUGGUGGGCCUGCCCAUCUACCAUACUGGGGUAGAGGUCUACGGCAUGGAGCACUACUUCUGCUUGGAGGGCGUUGAGACAUGCUGGCCACAAGGCUACGGCCAAGGCGUCCACAAGCUGGCAGUACCUCUGGGGAAGACGAAGCUCAGCAGUUCCCGUGUCGACCAGGUCAUCAGAAAGAUGAAGCCCAAAUGGCCGGGAAAGGAAUACAAGUUGCUGAGCCACAACUGCCAAAGCUUUGCAGUGGAGUUGGUAUCUGUGCUACUACCAAAUGUCUCUGUUCCUUCGGAGUACUGCCGCUUUGCAGGGCCCAAGCCCAAGCCAGCUCCAAAGCAGACGCUCUUGUCAUCCAGGAUGUACUGA